Castor canadensis (American beaver) is the source of this 1107-nucleotide messenger RNA. The record is from RefSeq and is a predicted model, not a curated record. NCBI's taxonomy places the organism in Eukaryota, Metazoa, Chordata, Mammalia, Rodentia, Castoridae.
CAGGCCCACCAUAGCUUUGGCUUUGUUGCAAAGGAGGUCAAGAUUUACCAUUUCUCUGGUGAACAGUGUGCAGAUUAGAACUUAAUGUCUGUUCAAGAAAUAAAUAAACAUGCAGUUCUCCCUCCUAUCAUUAAUAGAAGUGACAAGGAAUUUUUGAGAAGUAUGCAAAGAUACAUAAUUACAGAAAUUGAAAGAGUGGGCUGUACUGCUGAAGGACCUGCUGAUGAAUAUUACAUCAUAUACCGAAAUGUUUUUGAUAAGGUAAUAGAGUAUGUCACUGCAUACAAAUCCAUUCUUACUUCAAUCAAAAAAGAAUAUGAUGCUUUUAUUGAGACAAUAAAGAAAGGCCAAAGAACUGUGUUUUGUCUUCAUGGAAAACUUAAAGUUUUGGCAGCAGAGCCCACAGCUUUUGUAUAUCACCAGAAAAGAAAAACCCAACUUGAAGAAAAAAUGAAGAUUGUUGAAAAUAAUUCCUUGAUGAUUCAAUUGCAAAUAGAUCAAAUGAAACAGCUUAGAGCAGAGUAUGACAAGAAAGAAGUAAAAUAUUGUACUUUCUCCAAAGAUCCUUCACAACCUAUUCCAGGCAUGACUCUCCAAGAUUCUGUCAAUCUAGAUGCUCUCAAUAAAUAUAUGAAACAUCUUAACGAUAAGUUUGAAGAAAUGAAACAAACUAUGUUGAUAAAAUACAUACCAGCUCAAAGGAUGGCUGAUUUAGAUGAGGAAAUGAUUGUACUAUUAAAAAGGAGAGAUGUGGCUGAAGAUCUGAACAAAAAAUUACAGUUUCGUCAUCAAAGACUGCAGAUUAUUUCACAUGCACUUAAUUCAUGGCUAAAAUCUGAUAGGAGCGGCUCAUUUCAAGACAGCGUGGAGCAGAUUAUGAAAACCAAAGAUGUACAUGAUGACCAAGCUGUUGAUGAACUGUUUGAAGAUAAUCCAAGCAAAGCAAAAGAAGCUGAAAUUAUGCUUUACCACAUUGACAGGCUUAAUGAAUUAAUCUCACUUGGUGAAUAUGAAAAGGCCGCUUCUUUUGCAGCAAACAGUCCUAGAAAAAUUCUUCAAAACAUUGGUACGAUGAAUAAGUUUAAGGGUGCUGGUGCAGACUGUUAA